Messenger RNA from Marmota monax (woodchuck), 2396 nucleotides. RefSeq names its product zinc finger protein 653 (gene Znf653). Gene Ontology annotation, biological process: regulation of transcription by RNA polymerase II. The record is from RefSeq and is a predicted model, not a curated record. The coding region runs from base 1 to 1857 and encodes 618 amino acids. NCBI's taxonomy places the organism in Eukaryota, Metazoa, Chordata, Mammalia, Rodentia, Sciuridae. The transcript is spliced from 9 exons. Gene Ontology annotation, cellular component: nucleus. Gene Ontology annotation, molecular function: transcription coregulator activity.
AUGGCGGAGCGGGCGCCGGAGCCCGAGGCGGAGGCGGAGGCUGAGGCGGGCGCAGGCGGGGAGGCGGCGGCUGAGGAGGGAGCGGCGGGCCGCAAGGCGCGGGGCCGACCGCGGCUUACGGAGUCGGACCGAGCCCGGCGGCGGCUGGAGUCCCGGAAGAAGUACGACGUGCGGCGCGUGUACCUGGGCGAGGCGCACGGGCCCUGGGUGGACCUGCGGCGCCGCAGCGGCUGGAGCGACGCCAAGCUCGCCGCCUACCUCAUCUCGCUGGAGCGCGGCCAGCGAAGCGGCCGCCACGGGAAGCCUUGGGAGCAAGUCCCCAAAAAGCCAAAGCGGAAAAAAAGGCGGCGACGCAACGUGAACUGCCUGAAGAAUGUGGUGAUCUGGUAUGAGGACCACAAGCACCGCUGCCCAUAUGAGCCACACCUUGCCGAGCUGGACCCCACCUUUGGCCUGUACACCACAGCAGUGUGGCAGUGUGAAGCCGGCCACCGCUACUUCCAGGACCUGCACUCCCCGCUGAAGCCCCUCAGUGACUCGGACCCCGAAAGUGACAAAGCGGGCAAUGGCCAGGUGGCUGGCAGCUCUGACUCCCCCAGCUCUGGCUCAGGCUCCGACUCUGAGGAGCCCCCAGAGAGCCAGCCAGCCAAGGCUUCAGCAGCUGCAGCAGCAGUCACCCCCACCAGCCCAGUGGGCAGCAGUGGGCUUAUCACUCAGGAAGGUGUGCACAUCCCCUUCGACGUCCACCAAGUGGAAAGCCUGGCUGAGCAGGGCACCCCGUUGUGCCCCAACCCUGCAGGCAGUGGGUCUGAAGCCCUCGAGACAGUGGUGUGUGUGCCAGUACCUGUGCAAGUGGGUACUGGCCCCGGCGCCCUCUUUGAGAAUGUGCCCCAGGAGGCACUGGGCGAGGUAGUAGCCAGCUGCCCUGUGCCAGGCAUGGUGCCCGGCUCCCAGGUGAUCAUCAUCGCGGGCCCUGGAUACAACACCCUCACGGCCGAGGGCAUCCACCUCAACGUGGCUUCGGGCAGCAGCGCCCCAAGCAGUGGCCUGGGCGAGGAGGUGCCCUGUGCCAUGAUGGAGGGUGUGGCAGCCUACACCCAGACAGAGCCUGAGGGCAGCCAGCCCAGCACCAUGGACACCACCUCCAUAGCCGGCAUCGAGACCAAGAAAGAGAAGGAGGAUCUAUACAUGCUCAAAAAGGAGGAGAAGGAGGAGCCUGUGGCCACAGAGCUGGCAGAGCUGGUGGCGACCGUGCCUGAGAGUGCAGAGCCUGAGGCAGAAGCAGAUGGGGAGGAGCUAGACGGCAGUGACAUGUCGGCCAUCAUCUACGAGAUCCCCAAGGAGCCUGAGAAGAGGCGGCGGAGCAAGCGGUCCCGGGUGAUGGACGCCGACGGCCUGCUUGAGAUGUUCCAUUGUCCAUAUGAGGGCUGCAGCCAGGUCUACGUGGCCCUCGGCAGCUUCCAGAACCAUGUCAACCUCGUGCACCGGAAAGGGAAGACCAAAGUGUGCCCUCACCCUGGCUGUGGCAAGAAGUUCUAUUUAUCCAAUCACCUGCGGCGACACAUGAUCAUCCAUUCAGGUGUCCGUGAGUUCACCUGCGAGACCUGUGGCAAGUCCUUCAAGAGGAAGAACCACCUGGAGGUUCACCGGCGCACACACACGGGUGAAACGCCCCUGCAGUGUGAGAUCUGCGGCUACCAGUGCAGGCAGCGCGCCUCGCUCAACUGGCACAUGAAGAAGCACACGGCUGAGGUUCAAUACAAUUUCACGUGCGAGCGAUGCGGGAAGCGCUUUGAGAAGCUUGACAGCGUCAAGUUCCACACGCUUAAAAGCCACCCGGACCAUAAGCCUACCUGACAUACUCGACCACUGACCGCCCCUAUUUAUUCGUCCACUCGGACAUUGCACUCGGGCCUGUCUGGGCCUGGACAGCCGCGGGGCGCCCAGACCGCAGGCCGGAAGGAGGCGCCCCCACCCCCUCCCAGGGCUGGGCCCCCUGGGCAGGUCCCCACCCGCCCCAACCCCCUCUAGAGCUGGUGCCUGGGGCUGCGCUACCUGAACUAUGUGUCGAGAGCAGAGAAAGAUUAAAGUGCGAGAAGGGAGAUGCCCUUCCCCUAGGUCUGGAUGAUUGAGGGGGCCCUCUCUCUCCAACCUACCUGGUCUCUUCCUGAGCAAGGCCGGGUUAGGGAGAUGUCCCUACACACCCUAGAGGACCCUUUCCUUUGAGCCUCAGCUCCUACUCGUUCCUUGGGCCUGGGGGAUCUUGGAGGUCACCAGGCAUUUCCCAGGACUCAGAAUCCUGGUGCCUCCUCCUAAAGUCUAUCAUGGAACACUCAUUCCCCAUCCACCCUCAGGAGGAGCUGGGAACGUGUUUAGUAAACCCCCCAAAUGAAACA